CCCGCUCCCCGCCCUCCUCCGGCUUGUUGGUUCGCUCCUCCCCGGGCUGUUGAUGCGGAACUGGAGCCAGGCGGCUUUUAGGCUGGGGCUGAGCUGAGCUGCGCGGUGCGUGAGGAGGAGGAGGCGGCCUCGUCUGACAGGUUGAUGUCACAGUUUCCAUGAGCAUUCUGUUUUCUGAGGCAGCUAUAAGAAACCAGCUGGUCCAAUGAGGGAAGAAUUUACUGAGAUGACAUAGUGAAGGAGGAAAGACAAUGGUGCAGAAGAAGAGGAGCUGUCCUCGCUUACUUGAUUACCUUGUGAUUAUUGGGGCCAGGCAACCAAGCAGUGAUAGUGUGGCACAGACACCUGAACUACUGCGCCGCUACCCAUUAGAAGAUCACACUGAUUUUCCACUUCCUCCUGAUGUAGUGUUCUUCUGCCAGCCAGAGGGAUGUUUAAGUGUGCGACAGAAACGGAUGAGCCUGCGAGAUGAUACUUCUUUUGUCUUUACACUCACUGAUAAAGAUUCUGGUAUCACUCGCUAUGGGAUAUGCGUCAACUUCUACCGUUCUUUCCAAAAGCGUGUGCCCAAGGAGAAGGGAGAAGGCAGUGGCAGACAUCGUUCCCAAGAUGGGCAGAAAGCACCCAAGUCUGGGGAUACAUCCACUACCCAAGAAGAGAGGGGUAAUGAGAGUUCAGAGAGCGGUGGUUCUCUGCAACCACCAAGCACAGAGUCUGCGCCAGAUGUUACUCGAUCACCUCGUAGUAAACGUUCUGCAAAAGCCACCCACCGUUCUCGUAACAGCACCCUGACCUCACUUUGCAUCAUUAGUCACUAUCCCUUUUUCUCUACUUUUCGUGAAUGUCUGUAUACCCUGAAGAAAUUGGUGGACUGCUGCAGCGAGAGACUCUUGGGCAAGAAGCUUGGGAUCCCUCGAGGCGUGCAGAGGGACACAAUAUGGCGGAUUUUCACAGGUUCACUUCUAGUGGAGGAGAAAUCGAGUGCAUUGCUACAUGAUUUGCGUGAAAUUGAGGCGUGGAUUUACCGGCUGCUUCGCUCACCUGUGCCUGUUGCUGGCCAGAAGCGCGUGGAUGUGGAAGUCUUACCCCAUGAAUUGCAGCCAGCCUUGACGUUUGCCCUUCCUGACCCAUCCCGCUUCUCUCUGGUGGAUUUCCCCCUGCAUCUGCCCUUGGAGCUCUUAGGUGUGGAUGCAUGUUUGCAGGUGCUAUCCUGCAUUCUUCUGGAACAUAAGGUGGUGUUGCAGUCCCGGGACUAUAAUGCUCUCUCUAUGUCUGUCAUGGCAUUUGUGGCUAUGAUCUACCCACUGGAGUACAUGUUCCCAGUGAUUCCACUCCUUCCUACCUGUAUGGCUUCUGCAGAGCAGCUGCUUCUGGCCCCAACACCCUAUAUCAUUGGAGUCCCAGCCAGCUUCUUUCUUUACAAACUAGACUUUAAAAUGCCAGAUGAUGUAUGGCUAGUUGAUCUGGAUACUAAUAAGGUGAUUGUUCCUACAAAUGCUGAGUCAUUACCUGUUUUGCCGGAACCAGAAUCUUUAGAAUUGAAAAAGCACUUAAAGCAGUGUCUGGUUAGCAUGACUGCAAUCACUCAGAAACAGCUGCUCACGCCUGACAAAAAGGCUUUGGCUAGCAUGAGCUUGAAUACCCAGCCUAUUCUUAACCUAGAGAAGUUUCAUGAAAGCCAGGAGAUCCCACUGCUUACGGGGAAACCUCAGAAUGACAUGCAGUCCACACCUUCUACAGAGUUCAACCCCCUGAUCUAUGGCAAUGAUGUAGACUCUGUGGAUGUGGCUACUCGGGUUGCCAUGGUGAGAUUCUUCAAUUCACCAAAUGUUUUACAAGGAUUCCAGAUGCAUACUCGCACACUUCGCCUCUUCCCCCGGCCAGUGGUUGCAUUUCAGGCCAAUUCGUUCUUAGCCUCAAGACCAAAACAGACACCUUUUGCAGAUAAAUUGUCGAAGACACAGGCAGUGGAAUACUUUGGGGAAUGGUCACUCAACCCAACUAAUUAUGCUUUCCAAAGAAUCCACAACAACAUGUUUGACCCAGCUCUGAUUGGUGAUAAGCCAAAGUGGUAUGCUCAUCAGUUGCAGCCAAUUCAUUACCGUGUCUAUGACAGCAAUUCUCAACUAGCUGAAGCACUGAGUGUCCCAAUAGAGAGAGAAACAGAUUCUGAACCUACUGAUGAUAGUGGCAGUGACAGUGUGGAUUAUGAUGACUCCAGCUCUUCGUAUUCAUCCCUUGGUGAUUUUGUUAGUGAAAUGAUGAAGUGUGACAUCAACGGUGACACUCCAAAUGUGGAUCCUCUAACCCAUGCAGCUCUGGGUGAUGCAAGUGAAGUGGAAUUUGAUGACUUCCAGGAGUACUCGGGUGAUAUGGAUGAACAAGCCCCUGAUAGUGAAAACUCCCAAGACAACAAUCAGCCUCGGUCAAGUUCAAGCACUACAGCCAGCAGCAGCCCCAGCACUGUCAUCCAUGGAGUGAAUCAUGAGUCUGCUGAUUCAGCAGAGAUGGAGGAGAAGAUGGUAGCUGGAUUUUCAAAUCACCUUCCCAGUCUGCCUUUACAACCAAGCUUUCCCAAAAUGAGUGUUGAACGUCGUGAUAGUGAGAAUCCAGCAAACAGUUUGAGUUCCGUGGAUGGAAUGGUGAAGAAAAGAGAGUAUGAUAACCCAUACUUUGAACCACAGUAUGGGUUCCCAGCAGAGGAAGAAGAGGAUGAACAGGAAGAAAGCUAUACACCAAAGUUCAAUCAGAACCUCAAUGGCAAUCGGCCUCUGCAGCCUCUGCGCCCCAACAGCUUAAAGCUAGGCAACGAGUCUGAUGCGGAAUCGGAUUCCCAUGCCAGUUCCCCAAAUUCUACAAUAUCCAACAACAGCAGUGAAGGUUUUGGGGGCAUUAUGUCCUUUGCCAGUAGCCUAUACAAGAACCACAGCACAAGCUUUAGUCUGUCCAAUUUAGCCCUUCCAACCAAAGCUGGGAGAGACAAAAACACUCCAUUUCCUAGCCUGAAAGUAUUUGGGCUAAAUACUAUAAUGGAGAUUAUUACUGAAGCUGGGCCAGUAAGCAAUGAAGGAAAUAGACGAGCACUUGUGGAUCAAAAGUCUUCUGUUAUAAAGCACAGCCCGACAGUGAAAAGGGAGACUCCUUCACCACAGGGGCGAAGCAGUAAUUCCAGUGAGAACCAGCAGUUCUUGAAAGAGGUGGUGCACAAUGUCCUAGAUGGACAAGGAGUUGGUUGGUUUCACAUGAAGAGAGUCCGCCGUCUCCUGGAGAGUGAGCAGCUCCGUGUCUUUGUAUUAAGCAAGCUUAAUCGCACCAUCCAAUCGGAGGAAGAUGCACGGCAGGAUGUUGUCCAGGAUGUGGAGAUCAGUCGCAAGGUUUAUAAAGGGAUGUUGGAUUUGCUGAAAUGUACUGUGUCAAGCCUUGAGCAGUCAUAUGCAAAUGCUGGACUUGGGGGAAUGGCAAGUGUCUUUGGUCUGCUGGAAAUAGCUCAUACUCACUACUAUAACAAAGAGCCAGAAAAAAGAAAACGAAGCCCAACAGAUGGAGCAAUCACUCCGGUUGGCAAGGACCCUAUGUUAGCCACGAGGGUUGAACCGAAACCCAAGGUGCAACUGCCAGUACCCCAGCUCAUGCCAAGGGCCCCAAGCCCUGCAGGGAAAGGGCCGAGGGAGUUUGACACAAGGAGUCUAAAGGAGGAAAAUUUUGUAGCUUCUAUUGAAUUGUGGAACAAGCACAACGAAGUGUCAAAGCAAAAAGCUUUGGAAAAACUGAGGUCAGAAGGUAAAAAACACUCUCAUGAUCUGGGGGAGACAGAUGAGAAGAAAUCCCAGAUCAGUGCAGAUAGUGGGUUGAGCUUAACUUCCAGCUCUCAUAAGAGUGAUUUGGAUUCUGUGGCAAGUGUGGGACCUGCUGUUAUGAUCCGAAGCACCAGCCAAGACUCUGAAGUUAGCACAGUGGUGAGCAACAGCUCUGGGGAGACAUUAGGAGCAGAUAGUGAUUUGAGCAGCAAUGCUGGUGAUGGCCUUGGUGGAGAAAGCGGUGGAAAUCUGACAGGAUCACGAGGCACCGUGUCAGACAGUGAGAUUGAGACAAAUUCAGCAACUAGCACCAUCUUUGGUAAAUCUCAUAGCUUGAAGCAGACCAUGAAAGACAAUAAAUGCAGCAGUCCUGGGAGAGCACCAGAAGAUGCAAGCCUACGAGUUUAUCUUUAUGAGGGUCUUCUGGGGAGGGAUAAAGGAUCUGUCUGGGACCAAUUAGAGGAUGCUGCCAUGGAAACCUUCUCUAUGAGCAAAGAGCGAUCAACCCUGUGGGACCACAUGCAGUUCUGGGAAGAUGCUUACCUGGAUGCUGUGAUGUUGGAAAGAGAAGGAAUGGGAAUGGAUCAGGGGCCUCAAGAGAUGAUUGACAGGUAUUUGUCUCUAGGAGAACAUGACCGGAAGCGUUUAGAAGAUGACGAAGACCGCUUAUUGGCUACGCUGCUUCACAAUAUGAUAGCCUACAUGCUUAUGUUGAAGGUGUCCAAGAAUGAUAUUAGGAAGAAAGUGCGCCGUUUGAUGGGAAAAUCUCACAUUGGCCUAGUGCAUAGUCAAGAAAUAAAUGAAAUACUCGACAAAGUUGCCAAUAUAAAUGGCAGGGAGCUCCAAAUCCGACCCAGUGGCAGCAGACAUAUCAAGAAGCAAACAUUUGUUGUACAUGCUGGCACAGACACAACAGGGGAUAUCUUCUUCAUGGAGGUAUGCGAUGAUUGCAUUGUGCUGAGGAGUAACAUUGGCACGGUGUAUGAACGCUGGUGGUAUGAGAAGCUCAUCAACAUGACAUACUGUCCCAAAACAAAAGUGCUUUGUCUCUGGAGGAGGAAUGGCCAGGAGACACAAUUGAAUAAGUUCUACACCAAAAAGUGCCGGGAAUUAUAUUAUUGUGUAAAAGACAGUAUGGAGCGAGCAGCGGCAAGACAACAAAGCACAAAACCUGGCCCUGAACUGGGUGGGGAAUUCCCAGUGCAGGAUAUGAAAACUGGUGAAGGGGGGCUUCUGCAAGUCACACUGGAAGGGAUUAACCUGAAAUUCAUGCACAGUCAGGUUUUCAUAGAGCUGAAUCACAUUAAAAAGUGCAAUACAGUGCGAGGAGUCUUUGUCCUGGAAGAAUUUGUUCCUGAAACUAAAGAAGUGGUGAGCCACAAGUACAAGACACCAAUGGCUCAUGAGAUCUGCUACUCCGUAUUGUGUCUCUUCUCUUAUGUGGCUGCAGUUCGUGGGAAAGAAGCAGAAAGCAAAAGCAAGCCACCUCGCCCAGUCUCCAGCUGAUCAACACCACCACUGGAAAUUCAUUGGCCUGUAAUACUCCCUUUUCUAUGGCUGUUAUUGGAGCUCACAUAACCGUCUCUUAUGAAAACUUGUUUGUUUAUCUAUGGCCCUGCAAGUCCCCUUUACAAAAAUCAGACUUAACUAUUCAUUUGUGUGCUGAAGCUGUUCUUCUCCAGCACUUAUUGGCAUCCUUUCUAGAACUGAGUGUGGUCUGCUCUGGCCAUGCUCUUGGAAUUAGCUGUCCCAGACGAUUUGCUCACAUGAGGUUCAGCUCUCUUUAUUUUACAGUGAUACCAUUGUUUGACUUUUUAUUUAUUUAUAGAAUCAAGCCUCUGUUUUCAUAUUUUCUGUUAUGUAUGCGAUGAAAGCAACUCAGUGUUGCCUGCUGCUGCUGCUGCUGCUGCUGCUAAUGUGCUUUACUGUACAUUAUUUUGUUCCUUGCUCUCCAGACUUAACUUUGUCAGCUUUGGAAUUCCUUUCACACGGCCCUUUUUUGUCUGCAAGCUGCUCCAACCCAUUCCACAGAAAGGCAUGGUUGUUUGAGAGUGGAAGCAAAACUACACACGUCUGGUCAUUGUGUCUUCAGAGGAAUGGGUGGAAAUCAAGUCACAGGAAGGAUGAUGCAGACCAGUGUGCAUGUACUGUACAUAUUCCUUUAAACAGGAGACUAACAUUUUGCUGACAUUCCAGUUCAGUUCCGUAGUACAUGCUCAUAGUGAUAGACUUCUACAUGGUAAACGUCUAGAAUUAAGUGAAGAAAGGCAACUCUCUACCACCACCAUCACCACCAAAACCAACACAGUGCUAUUGGUUAAAUCAUUACAUACUCACAUAAAGCUUCAGUAUUUAGAGCACCCUAUAAUUCUGUUGUAUAUUGUUGGAAACACAUCAGAUCAUAAAAUGGUUGUGAGGAUGCAAAUGUUUGUCCAUAGCACUGUAUAUCCUCAUUCCAAGUCUCCUUUUAGCCAUUGCUUCUGUCAAAUUGUACAUGUAUAUUAAAGAAUUUUGCAAACACCGUGCUACUGUGCAAUGAAGCCUCCCUCCCAGGUAAAGUAUCAUUUGAUUUUUUUUAUUUCUAAGUAAGCUGGAAAAUGAAUAUUUAAUAUGCCUUUUAUUUUUUCAUGGAUUGUACUGGACUCUAAUGCAAACACACACCAGGGUACUUGAAGGAGAGCAUUUGCAGUAUAUAACAAACUGUAGAACAUCUGACUGACUUCUCUGACUCAUAUUGGAGUACCAUAUGAGUUCACAGGGUUUAUUGGCAAUCUGCCUCCAGAAAUCAUUGGGAUUGUUCCAUUCAGCUUGGUCUGUGUGGCUGUUGAAUGGACUGUGUAUUAUGAAUGAGUUGCCAGGGAGGGAGGGAAGAUGUACAUAUUUCAGCCCCACAUCUAUUUAUAGAAAAGUGUACAGUUGUGUGAAUGUGAAAAUAAACUACCAUUAAACCAC
This is a messenger RNA of Podarcis raffonei (Aeolian wall lizard), 6749 nucleotides long. It is a transcript of the gene MADD, whose product is annotated as MAP kinase activating death domain. Gene Ontology annotation, biological process: regulation of Rab protein signal transduction; regulation of apoptotic process. Gene Ontology annotation, molecular function: guanyl-nucleotide exchange factor activity. Bases 252 to 5303 code for a protein of 1683 amino acids. Gene Ontology annotation, cellular component: cytosol. Lineage: Eukaryota; Metazoa; Chordata; Lepidosauria; Squamata; Lacertidae. The record is from RefSeq and is a predicted model, not a curated record. The transcript has 37 exons.